UUCUUUGCUUUACUUCUCCCCCUCCUCAUCUAAAGGAGGCGGAGUGAGAGAGCGGUUGUGGGGUUUAGCUGCCCAGCACGGUAAAACCACCACACAUGUUCUCCAGUAAUCCAUCCAGAAAGCAUUUCAGGAGAGGAUCUGGGCAAAGUCCUUGAUAAUUCAUAAACGCAGUAAGGCUGGAAAGCAACACAGACCAUCCCUAAAAGCAAAAGGGCAGGCUUCGUUCGGGACCCAGCAGCUGCUCGCUGCAGGAGCAUCUCCAGGCGGGUGCCGUUGCCCGCCUCGCCCAGGAGAUGGAGAUGAGAGCGCAGCACAGCGCGGCCUCUUGCAGGAGGCAGCCCGGAGGGUGAAGUGGGACCAAACUGCACCUGGCACAUCAGGGAUGGGGCCGGGAGGGCAGCAGGGGAGGAUAAGGCCCGCUGCUGGAGGCAGGGGGUAGGCACGGAGCCCCUUGAGGAGACGUCUUCUGAGCUGAGGAGGAGGCGGCAGCAAUCUGACGUUGAAGGACGCUUAAAACCAGCCCCAGGGCUGUGCUGGAGACAGACAACAAAGCCAGAAGCUCGGAGCAGCUGCCCAGGACACGGCAGUGAUGCCCUUACCACAGUAUUACCACACUGUGUGGCUCCAGCUCUAAAGGCAGACAGAGUUUGGGCUUCCAGAAAUACAAAAACACCUGACACCCCCACCUGAUCUCAGCCAGAUUGCUAAUACACAACCUUCCCACCUGCUUCUUGCUGCCUCCACCAUCUAGUGCUGAGCUAUGUCACCCUGAUGGAUGUGGCUGAAGCUACAGUACCUCCCGUGCUGCAGGGAUCUCUGUCUCAGAGAGACAAAUGUGACCCUUGCGUCUCGGACCCACCUCUAAAUGUGAGAAGCUUUUGUUGCACAUAAGCUCCAAACCACACAGCUGAAGCUGCACUGACCAACAUAGCUGAAAUCGUCAAAGUGCUCUGCCUCUUCUUGGUUAACCUGUACCUACUACCUGGAGGGGGGCCAGGAUGUUUGCCUUCCUCCAGUGAUUCUCUGGAUCAGUGAGGCCUUGCAACCAUUUGGCCAGGGAACGGAAACCCUUCCAGGUGGGCACAUUUCAGCACAGCCACUGGAAAUGCAUAAACCAGCUGUGCCUGUUGCUGUGGGGAAAGAGUUUUGUCUCCUAGAACAAGCAAACAGGCACCACCUUACAUCAGCCUCGUGGCUUCACAGUCUGGGGAGGCUAACGCUGUUCUGAUUAAAUUCAGUUUAGUGCAUUAAUUUCCUGGGAAGUUCAUCUUCUAUCCAGAGAAGGUACCUUAGCUGGUAGAAGACAGCAGUGUUAUCACACAGAAAGAUUCUACCCACCUACAUUCCCUGCCUGGAGGGAAGGAGGGAUUGCCAGUAUCUCCUAGAGGAAAGAUCUUAAGCUGUUAGGUAGCUUUUUAUUUUUUUUUUCCUCUUGGAUAAAAUCCUCACUGUCAGAUCAGAACCAGGCAUGAAAAUCACUCGGCUUAUACUUUGUGCAAGUUCUGCCAUAGGUUUUCUUGCAUAGUGGUACUGUGAGAAGUGUACAGAAAGCACACAUUGAUACCAUUUCCUCUGCGUUCACCAAUUCUCAGCACAGGAAGAAGCUCUGUGCUAUGAAGAAGUGCUCUGUGCUAUUUGUAGCUGCAGUAAGGAACCUCCAGGAGCCUAGGAAGAGCGGUGGCUCUGACUGCUGAGGAUCACUGGCAGGGGAUGAUGAGGAUCUCACAGCAAGCAAGAUGGUGCAGGAGACCUGCAUCAUCCAGACACGCAAGAGCUGCCUUGGAAGAGAUCUGGAAGACCAUUUACAUCGUCGUCCUGCUCACCAUCACUGCAGUCACAGGAGCCACAGGAAACAGAACGGCAGCACAAGCGGGUCACAGCGCUGUGAUGACCUGCCCUCACAGAACAGGAGCAACUAUGGUGACGUGGAAAAUAAGCCCCAAGAUAGGAGGCCCUUGCACCUUGGUAUUCAGGGCUGAUCAGAACCUGGUGCACAGAACAAACUGCAGUGACAGCGUGAAAAGUGAGUUCAAACCAGAACAGUUUUAUGCCCUUGAGAUACAGCAAGUGGGAAUGGCUGAUGAAGGGAAUUACAGCUGCGAAGUGGUAAAUCAGGAAGGGAAUUUCCACCAGAUGUACCAGCUGACCGUGCUAGUGCCCCCAAGGCUGUCCCUGUACUGUGACAACCACAGCAUCCCUGUGUGCGAGGCAGCGGCAGGGAGACCGGCUGCUGAGAUCUUGUGGGUCCCAGAGAACAGCUCCACGACUGAAAUAGACAGCCACGACAACGGGACAGUGACCGUGCUCAGCAGGUUCACAGCACACAGCACCGACAGGAAGACUGUAACCUGCAAGGUGUACCACGCAACUCUGAAUGAGACCAUGUCCACAGACUGUUCCUCAUCACAGAGUGACCUUAUCCUGUAUAUAGCCAUCGCUCUUGGUUUCCUGAUCAUUAUCACCUUCAUGGCUGUCAUUUACUACUUUAAGCUCCACGGUUGCAGACUCUGUCACAAAACCAAACCUCCUGAUACUUCUCUUACACAUUCCUUAGAGGAUGACACAACAGAGGUGGAACCUUAUACUACUUACGUGCAGAAGGAAAACACAAUUUACAACUCAGUGUCAGACCUGACAGGGGGGCAGAAUCUUCCAUAAGGACUGUCAACAGCAAAAUGAGUGAUUCAACAACACUGGAAAAGGGGAGAGACACUUUACAAAAGACUGGUCAUAGAAAGAAACUUCUGAGAGGAUUUCUUCAGAUUCAGGGGCAACAUAGCUCACUAGGUCUCUUCAAAGACCUAUGCUUAUUGAUGAGUCUGCACAGUUCUUUCUUCCCAUUUUGCCUUUUUCCUUGGGAAAGCAAACAGGUUUCCUGUUUUUCCUUGGGGAAGUUUGACUGACAUCAAGCUAUAGAUUUUCCCGGAAAAAAAAAAUAAAUGUUGUAAUCAGUCUUCCCUUUGCUAUUCUUCAAUCGGAGAUACUAGUUUUGUCAGUCACUUGUAGGCAUUACUUUGACACAUUUGACACUAUCUUGCACAGACUUGGGAGAUGGGAAGAGUGUUUAAGCUAAAAUGAAACGCUCUCCAGGCAACAGACACUUUGUUCUAAUUUACAAAUGACUCAUAUAAGGGCUUUGAGUAUGGAUAAUCACAGAAAAGUUUUAACUGGUAAAAAGUAUCUGUAGGGAAGACCUUUCAUCUCCCAGUUCAGAAAAUUGAAAUGAGUGAUGAAUUUAUAAGUUCAUCCACUAAAAAAGAGACUUCACUAGCAUGUUGAAUUCACUUGUUAGGUUUCUAUUCAGUAUUUCCACUAAACAUGUUCAUUAGGUAAGACAAAUUAUUGUUAUGAUUACUUUUCCCUAAGAUUCUCUGAAGGAAGAGUAUUCCUCUCUUUCUUAAGAGUAUUGGCAUUAAGAUAUGGUAAAAAAUCAUGUUACUCAAAUCUGGUAAGCUAUUUUUAACAGAAACUAACAGCAAAUAUUUCACAACGAAACAAGUUCAAAUGUAUCACCUACAACUGUGCAAUAAUGUACAAAAAGGAUAACAUUCCUGCUACCUGUUGUCAUAUUUAUUUUUACUAGCACAACUGAAGAUAUUUUCAUGAAUAUGUCUAGAUCUUUUAUUGAUAUUUUUAAAUGUACUUUCAAGCUCACUUUGUUGUAUGUAAAUUAGCUUGUAUAUCUUAAUGUGUCUCAUGUUAAGGUGACUUCUCACCUUCCCAAAAUAUUCUUUGGGAAUAAGUCAAAUAAAUUGUUCUCUAUAUACUAGUGUUUCUCAAACGUUUUGAAUUGAUGCCUUACUACCUAAAUUAUGAACUGGCUUUACAGUAAGAAUAAAGAGAUCCAUCUGUAAA
This is a messenger RNA of Anas platyrhynchos (mallard), 3855 nucleotides long. Lineage: Eukaryota; Metazoa; Chordata; Aves; Anseriformes; Anatidae. The record is from RefSeq and is a predicted model, not a curated record.